Messenger RNA from Chlamydomonas reinhardtii, 2775 nucleotides. RefSeq lists its product as uncharacterized. The record is from RefSeq and is a predicted model, not a curated record. Lineage: Eukaryota; Viridiplantae; Chlorophyta; Chlorophyceae; Chlamydomonadales; Chlamydomonadaceae. The coding region runs from base 317 to 2416 and encodes 699 amino acids. The transcript is spliced from 6 exons.
GACACGCCGGGAAAGCUUGCAUGGAGGCGAUGAAAAUGCGACGCCCGACGCCGAGAACUGGCCCCUCAAACUCAUCGGUCCAAUACAGACUUGCUACCUACAAUCAAAAAUGCAAGUAUCACACCACAAUGAACUUAAACGGCAAACCCAUGCCUUCUGCGACCGAGUGUCGCGCCAGAACGGGCCCUGGCCCUCUACGCGAGCUCGGACCAUGGGAAACCGUGUUGUUGCGCAACACUAUUACAAGAAAGCCACCGCGGACAACUCGGAGACGCUACCUAGUGCCCGCAGACCCGCAACAGAUGAACAGAUCGCCAUGGCCGCGCACUUCGCGGUGCUAGGCAUCCGCACUCUGCUGUACAUGGCCCUGUUCAACAUCAGCUACAACCCCAUCAUUGGACCAACCCCAGAAGUCAACGUGUUGGAGGCCUCGCAUACGGCCAACUCGGCCCGAACGCGGAGGCGUACGUGCAGGCCCAGCUCCGGCAACAGCACGGGCCCGCACCCCAGCAGCGCCCGCAGCAGCCAGGACGUGGAGGCCCCCGGCGCAACCCGCAGCAGGACGAGCGUCAGCAGCGAGCCGGUGAAAUAUGUUGAUGUGGAGGUACGCAUGCCAGCUGAGCUGCUGGCAGCAGCCCUCACCAGAAUCACACUCAACCCCAGCAGCGGGCUGUGGUACUACCCCAAGGGCAACGACAGCCUCCUACCCCAGCGCGGCUUCCCCGGCUGGAGCUCCCGCCCACACGGCACCACCAGCAACGACGGUGGGCUCCUAUGGUGCGUGUGCCACACCAUCAACGCGCACAACAACACACCGGCCGACGAGCUCUACCGGCAGGCUAGCCUCAACAUCGUUGCUGAGGUGGUCGCAGCAGGGCCGGCCAACACUGCAGCUGAGGCCCUGCACACCAUUGAGUCUGCUCUGCGAACGCAGCCAGCGCUGGCCCUGAACGCCAUGAUCAUCCAGUCAGCACGCCAGCCCCGCAGCUCGGAGAACAGCAUCGCCGCGCAAACGCUGCUGCUGCGGUUCACCUGCAGCAAGCAGCGGAAACUUGCGCAGGCAUCCCGGCUACUGCUGGUCGACAUGGGGGAGGGCCUGGUCAGCCUCACAUUCGAGGAGAGCGCGCGCCCCAACGGCGUCAGCCCGCGAGGACACCAGCAGGUGUCCAUCACCAGCAACAGCAUCAGCACAGAGAAUGGUGUGGCCAUGAGCCAGCUGGACGCAUUUGCGACAGAGCUAGCAGACCGGCUUGAGCAGCAGCGCCUAAUCCUGCCGCAGCACCUCGCCAUCCAGAACGGCGCCAGCCAGGCAGAGGCUGCACAGGCACCGCCGCUCCUACACCCCAACCUGAUCGACACCUACGUUGGCAACAUGCAGCGGGGGCCCCUGCAGCUGGGAAGCAACACGCGCCACUCCAUCAUGUCAUACCCGCAGCAGCCCGCAGCACUGCCCACUCUCUGGCGCAACCCGGCAGACGCCUAUGCUGUGGCCGGCAACAUCCUCGACGGGGCCCCCAUCCUGCAGCCAGCUGUGUCGGCGGACGCCAAGACGGAGAACAACGCCACCAUUACCCGGAUGGCCGCAGCAGACCCCAGGCAGGAGGCAUUCAUCUAUGCCAUCACGCCAGAACCAGCCGCAGGGCCGGAUGACAACGACGACCUGGACCUGGGCUGGGCCGGGCCGGCAGCACCACCGCAGCCACCGCUGCCACAGCAGCAGCAGCCGCAGCCACCGCAGCUGUCUCCGCCGCCGCAGCCACCGCAGCCACCGCAGCCACUGCAGCCGCCGCAGCCGCCGCAGCUGCCGCUGCCGCAGCAGCAGCAGCAGCAGCAGCAGCAGCAGCAGCUGCAGCAGCACCAGCAGCAGCAGCAGCAGCAGCAGCAGCAGCAGCAGCUGCAGCAGCACCAGCAGCACCAGCCUGCCCUGCUGCAACCUCAGCAGCGCCCCCAACGCCCCAUGGCGGCUGGAGCCGGGUCCGCUGCCCUGAACCUGCUAACACGCCUGCAGACAGUUGCUGCCGCCGCCAACGCCGACCCGCCCGCCGGCGGCGGCCCUGAUGGAGCCGCAACCGGCAGCACUGCUGCCACCGCCACCGCCGGCCUGCCUGCCGGCGGGGACCAGGCUGGAGCUGCGACCGGCAGCGCUGCUGCCAUCGCCAACACCAGCCUGACUGCCGGCGGCCCUGCCGGGGCCAUGGUCGCGGAAACACCCCCCCCUGACAGCAAUGCCAAGGGGCCUGUCAUGGCGGAGGAGGACCCCGAUGAGGACAUGAUCAACAGCCAGCAGGCCCGACGCCCCGAUGGCACACCCAGCUCCAAGCGCUCCGCGAUCCGCGUGCGCAUCACCGGACCCCGCACCGGUGGAGACGGCAACACAGGCGGCCCCAGCGGCGGCCAGGAGCCCCAGAACGCUUGAGAUCAACAACAUUGUCAGAAACGUGGCUCAGCGAUGGAUAAGAAGCAUGAGGGCAGCUACAUGUGCUCUAGUGGCACAAUGGGGGGCCAACUUAAGCGCGGCGGUAACUACUGCAAGGACCCAGAAUGUAAAACUGAGUAGAUUGACUAGACGGGCUUUUGAUAUGGUGUUGCAAACUCUGGCGUCAGCAGGCGAGGGAAUACAACAAAUGUGCAUACAGGUCAACAAUGCCGGAUUGGACUUGGUCUGUGCGAAGGAAGGUGGCCUCCACUGGCCCUCAGUGACAGGGCUGACCCGUCUGGUUGGUGUUAGCCUGCAAACCAGUAUGUCUGGGCUGGCUGAGAUAGGCAACAGACAUG